Molecule: messenger RNA, 3394 nt
Organism: Xylaria bambusicola
Lineage: Eukaryota; Fungi; Ascomycota; Sordariomycetes; Xylariales; Xylariaceae
Product: aconitase family-domain-containing protein
Exons: 3
Coding region: 324-2681 (785 amino acids)
Biological process (GO): tricarboxylic acid cycle
Cellular component (GO): cytosol; mitochondrion
Molecular function (GO): 4 iron, 4 sulfur cluster binding; aconitate hydratase activity
Source: RefSeq, a predicted model, not a curated record
GUAGGGCCGUCCGACAGGCCCUGCUAGCACCGAAGUGGGAGGAACCUGCUUCGGCUCCAUUCACCCAUCCCAUCGCUUCUUUUAUCACGAUCCGGCAUCCUCUCCACACCCUUUUCUCCCUCCUCUUUUCCAUUCCUCCAACUUCUUUCCCGCCUUCUCCUCUCCAUCACCAGGGAGUUUGGUCUUCUUGCCAGUCUGAGACUGUUCGUGCUAUUGCUUCCCCUCUCAGCUCUUAUGGUAUCAUAGGGAGGCUCAAUUGCUGAGAUUGUGCUCGUGUGCUCUCGUCGCCACAUUUUAUACAUCUCAGGAUCUCAACCCUCACGAUGCUGGCCACGCGACAAAUCCUGGGCAAUGUUGCCCGUUCGCGCGUCGCCGCCAACUUGGGCCUUCGCAGGACAAUGGCCACCGUCUCCGACUCCCCCCUUGACAAGAAGGUCAAGCAAAACAACUGGGAGGAGGGCAACUUUAUCAACUACAAGAAGAUGUCGGAAAAUCUGUCCAUCGUCCGCUCGCGUCUCAACCGCCCUCUUACCUUUGCGGAGAAGAUUCUGUACUCUCAUCUUGACGAUCCCCAUGGCCAAGAGAUUGAGCGUGGUGUCUCUUAUCUCAAGCUGCGUCCCGAUCGCGUGGCUUGCCAGGACGCUACUGCCCAGAUGGCUAUCCUGCAGUUCAUGUCCGCUGGCAUGCCCCAGGUUGCCAACCCCACCACUGUUCACUGCGAUCACUUGAUCGAGGCCCAGAUUGGUGGCGAGAAGGAUCUUACCCGUGCUAUCAACAUCAACAAGGAGGUUUACGACUUUUUGUCCUCGGCUUGUGCCAAGUACAACAUCGGUUUCUGGCGCCCCGGUUCUGGUAUCAUCCACCAAAUCCUUCUCGAGAACUAUGCUUUCCCCGGUGGUCUUCUGAUUGGCACUGACUCGCACACUCCCAACGCUGGCGGUCUGGGAAUGUGCGCUAUUGGUGUUGGUGGUGCCGACGCAGUCGAUGUCAUGGCUAACCUUCCUUGGGAAUUGAAGGCUCCUAAGGUGAUUGGUGUCAAGCUGACUGGACAGCUGUCUGGCUGGGCCGCCCCUAAGGAUAUCAUUCUCAAGGUUGCUGGCAUCCUCACUGUCAAAGGUGGCACUGGUGCCAUUGUUGAAUACCACGGACCUGGUGUCGAAAGUAUCUCUGCCACCGGCAUGGGUACAAUUUGCAACAUGGGUGCUGAAAUUGGUGCUACUACCUCUCUCUUCCCCUUCAACGACCGUAUGCACGAAUACCUUGCCGCCACUAAGAGAACUGCUAUUGGCGAUUACGCUCGCAGCUAUGCUAAGGAGCUCCGUGAGGAUGAAGGUGCUGAGUAUGAUCAGCUCAUUGAAAUCAACCUUUCCGAGCUUGAGCCUCAUAUCAACGGCCCUUUCACACCUGAUCUAGCUACACCCAUCUCCAAGUUCAGCGAGGCUGCCAAGGCCAACAAUUGGCCUGAGGAGCUCAAGGUUGGUUUGAUCGGAUCCUGCACAAACUCUUCGUAUGAAGACAUGAACCGCGCCGCCUCUAUUGCUCGCGACGCUCUAGACCACGGUAUUAAGGCCAAGUCUGCUUUCGUUGUCACCCCUGGCUCUGAGCAGAUUCGCGCUACUAUUGCGCGUGACGGUCAGCUCCAAACUUUUGAGGAGUUUGGUGGUACAAUUCUCGCCAACGCCUGUGGUCCCUGCAUUGGACAAUGGGACCGACAAGAUGUCAAGAAGGGAACUCCUAACUCUAUUCUUUCGUCUUACAACCGAAACUUCACUGGUCGUAAUGACGGCAACCCGGCCACCCACUCUUUCGUCACCUCUCCCGAUCUGGUUGUCGCUUUGUCUAUUGCUGGUUCACUCCACUUCAACCCUCUGACUGAUAAGCUGAAGGAUAAGGAUGGCAACGAAUUCAUGCUGUCUCCCCCUGGUGGCAACGCUCUCCCACCUCGUGGAUACGACCCAGGCAACGAUACUUACCAAGCACCACCUCAAGACCGAGCAAGCGUCAAUGUCCAGGUUUCCCCCUCUUCCGACCGCCUUCAGAUCCUCCAGCCAUUCCAGCCCUGGAAUGGUAAGGACGCCCUAGACAUGCCUAUUCUGAUCAAGGCUCAGGGCAAGACCACCACUGACCACAUUUCGAUGGCUGGUCCCUGGCUCAAGUACCGUGGUCACUUGGACAACAUCUCCAACAACAUGUUGAUCGGUGCCAUCAAUGAAGCCAACGGUGAGGCUAACAAGAUCAAGAACAUCACGACCAAUGAUUGGGAUGCUGUUCCAGCUGUUGCCCGUGACUACAAGGCCAAGGGUAUCAAAUGGGUCGUCAUUGGCGACUGGAACUACGGAGAGGGCAGUUCUCGUGAGCACGCCGCUCUGGAACCCCGACACCUUGGUGGUCUUGCCAUCAUUACCCGAAGCUUCGCUCGUAUCCACGAGACCAACCUGAAGAAGCAGGGUAUGCUUCCCCUAACUUUUGCCGAACCUGCCGACUACGACAAGAUCAAGCCUGACGACAAGGUUGAUCUUCUAUGCACUGAACUGGCUGUUGGCAAGCCCAUGACAUUGAGAGUACACCCCAAGGACGGCGAGACCUUCGACAUCAAGCUUAACCACACCUUCAACGAACCCCAGAUCGAGUGGUUCAAGAAUGGCAGUGCGCUAAACACAAUGGCCAAGAAAAACAAAUAAACAUGAUACCAAAAGGGGGGUCGUUUUAGGCUGGAGCGUAAUAUAAAGGAGACUGCAUACUGGUGCAUGGUGGAAAUGUUUUUUCUUUUCUAGAAUCCAUCAGAGGUGUACAGGGUCUUUUUUUUUAUCGGGUUACAGGUGUCAUGCUUUUGUGGGGUGAUUCUAGUUUUAGCCCGUCAUGACGCUGUUUUUACCUAUCUUCUACGAUGUACAAAUGGAAAUAUUCAAGAUAUCACCCACUUGAUAUCAGUGUGAUAUGCUCUUAGGGCCUUAUUGCAGUUUUGCUAUGCUGUCAGAACAGUGUGUACAAAGAGUUGAGUCCCCGGGAGCGGCUCGUGCACUUGGAAGAUCUUAUAUCGAUUGCUUUCUAAGAGUAGAGUGUUAAGGAUAUGUAGUUGAACAGCUCCGAUAAUUGGAAGCGACCAUACAUAGAAGAACAGGGAUUCCGCAUAUCUGCCUGUAGCUUCAAGAUUUAGACACCAAGGGAACGGCAGACAAUACUAGCACGCAGAGUGGUCAUAGACGCAGAUCCUCCUGAAAUCGCUUGGCUAUCUAGGGAAGUCCAAGAGUGUCUGAAAUAUAUUGGGGAUUAGUGUAAUCUUAACGCUUAUUUCGAAGCCCAUCAUCUAGAUAUGUAUAGGUUGUAUAGAUUAUUAAUGAUAAUUCUCGGUGACUAAGUAUGUAUAUAUCCUAUCCUCUUCACUUAAAAGCUU